AUGUCGACACGUCGGAAGUCCGGAGGUCGGCCGGCCAAUACUCGUCAGCCAGUCGUGACUCAGAAGCUCGGAGCAUUGCACUACAGCAACGAGAUUCGGAACCUCGCUGGCCUUCUCAAGGACCUUCCCCAAUCCAUCCCCCUCGGUAACACACACGACUUUUCAUCACAUACCCUUCGUCAAGCCGCGGUCCUUGAAACUGGAUGCGAGAAGAGUGUUGUUCAUCAAGACCUGGAGAGGUCGUUUGGGACUCGCGCAGGAGGCAAGCUCAUCGAAUUCAAGUCGCGCGGCCCUGGGCUUGAAGCCGUCACCGUCGUAUUGCGCCAGUACAUCACCGGGUCAGCGGGACAAAAUGAGCUCCUUACCAAAUGGGUGGACGACCUCACGGCGGCGGCAGAGCAUGCAAUCGAGAGUGCAGGGGAGCAGAAACGAAAGCGGAAGAGUACAGCAGCAAGACGGCUUAUGGAGGAGGAUGAAGAUGAGCAACAGGUCGAGAAACGACAGCGUAUUGACGACGAGAGGGAUAAGCAGCAGAAAGAAGCAAUUGCAGAUGUAGCGGCAGCACUCACACGUCAAGGAGCAGUUAAUCAUCCCUUUGAAGACCUGAUCGACGUUGUUCCAGCAGCUCGCAACAAUCGUGGACGUGCUGCGGACCCAUUGCUCGAACAGUUGACGAUCUACUGCGAAACCAUCAAGGCAAUAAACCCAAAGACCAACAAGCCCUUUCAACGCCAUCGUUGCGCUGGCCCGGGCUGUCAGGAAAGCUGGGCAAAUCCCCGACAAGGCUCUCGCAUCCUGCCACAUGCGUCAAACUGCCCAUACUUGACACCUGCCGAGCGACGUGCUGCCCUUGUUGCCAAUAGCAAGAAGGCGUUGUCCAACGAAAUAUCGAGCAGCGAGGACGAAGGGGAUAACGAAAAUGCAGGGACUCAUGAUCAGGGUGAUGCGACAAAGACGAAGAAUCCAUACUUUGAUCCCUUUCGUGGCCUGGGGGAGGAGGAGCGCAAAGGAGCAAUUGUCAAGUUUCAAAACAAGGCGAACCUUUACCUGCUUGAGUUUAUGGCCGUUACCGGACAAGCCAUCCGCCAUGUCGACGAGCAAACCUUCAAGAAGUUCGCGAAACAUCUCAACCCAUAUGCCGGUAUUUACUCGUCGACCACUAUGACCGACUACAUUCAUCGCGAGGCCGCCACGAUCACCACCAAAAAUACAAAACGUCUUCGCACAAUCAGCAACCUGACACUGUCUUACGAUGGAAGCACUGUCUUUGGGCAGUCAAUUUACACUGGGCAUAUUACGACGCCGAAGCUGCGUGAGCCAUUUCUUAUGCUGGCCGACGAGUCUUCUGGAGAUUCACACACGGAUGCGCCACACCAUCUUUCAAACCUCAUUAAGGAUAUAUGCAAGCUCACGCAUUUCGAAACGGGUAUCGAGUCGAUGAGAACAGUCAUCGGCUUCUUCUCAAGCUCUACCUAUGCUGGUACCCACCUCAAGGCGCUGCGUGUCAUCAUGGACAUCACGAAAGGACUCGAAACCGUCGGAAAAACACGGUUUGGGACCAUGUACUGGUCGGGCUAUGCACUUCUACGAAAUUUACCAGCAAUCCAUGAGCUAGUUCGGCUUGGUAUUGUACGCGCCGAAGGCUCUGAGGAGCAGUCAAAGCUUGCAUUCUUCAAAAAGGUCCCUCUCUAUAAUAGCUUCAAACUCAAUCUAGAGCAGCUUGUCACUGUUCUCGAGCCUAUCGCUCGCGCCAUCAAGUGUCUCGAAGGCUUGACAACAACUCUCGGUGAUGUCUGGAAGUUCUACGUGGCUAUUACUCCCGUGCUUCGUGACACGUUUGCGGAAAACGCUCUAGGAAUCCCUGAUGAUGUGAUCGCGGAGAUUCGUCGUCUUGUUAAUACUCGUUUCCAGCAGCUGAUUGGUGGUACUGACGCUUACUUGACGGGAUUCUUUCUUGAUCCGGAAUACAUUGCAAGCAAUAUCCUCCGCCGCUCAUCAGGCAAUCUUCUCGUUGCUGCAGAAUCAGCCGAGGGUGGCUCCGAUGCACAGCCAGCGGAAACUGGUGAUGCGGAUCUGAGACGGAAGAUGCCUGCCUACGAGGUUGUGGGGCGUUUCCUGGUGGAACGACUGAAGGCAGAGCUCAAUGCCCGGCCAAAUCUAAAAGGCUCAAAAGGGUUUUCCCACUAUUCUGACCGUAAGGCAGUUAUUGCGGCACUUCGGUCGCAACUCGAGGGGUUUACGCGUCAGCAAGCUCCCUUCAAUCGGCCUAAUCCUGCCUGGACACGUGCCUACCUUUAUUGGCAGGCACUCCUCGAUGAACCUGCCGCAUUUGUGCUCGCCCAUAUGGCACUCAAAAUGUUCGCUAUCAUGCCUACCUCAAUGCCCGAGGAACGAACGGUAUCCGUCUUCACGAAGCUGUCGACUAAAGACCGAAAUCGGCAAGAUGCGGCCACGACUGUUGCCAUUACCCAAGUGCGGCAACAUGUUCGUCGACGGGAUAGCGAGCGCAAGGCACCAGUUCAGCCUCGCCUCAAUUGGCGGUCGAUCAAAAGCGAGUUCUUCUCGAGAGAGCAGUCGCCCUCCCCAUUGGCACCUUCGUCUGCUCCUUCAGAAGGAUCGACAUCAACGGAGCCAACUACAGCAAUCAACCUCACUCUUGACUCUAAUCUUACGCCUGGCACUGGUAGUGAGCCCGGAAACGAUGCUGCUGCGGCUGGCCUUAAUGCACUCAAUGCGCGUACCCUGGCCACCGAUCUUCUCGCUGACAUAAUUCCAAGUCUCGAGUCGACACGAUUUGAGUCAGAGGACAUCGCUGACCUCGGGGAUGCACUGUUUCGUGACCUUUUGAGCGAUGCUCCGCUUCUCAGUGCUGAGACGGUCACCAAUCCGGGUGUGGUCGGCACUAUGAAAGGCAAGGAGAAAGCUGUAGAUGCAGUAUUUGACGACGAUAUCAAUGACGAGGUCUUUUAG
Mycena indigotica is the source of this 2970-nucleotide messenger RNA. Its product is annotated as DUF659 domain-containing protein. Bases 1 to 2970 code for a protein of 989 amino acids. The transcript has 8 exons. The record is from RefSeq and is a predicted model, not a curated record. Lineage: Eukaryota; Fungi; Basidiomycota; Agaricomycetes; Agaricales; Mycenaceae.